CGAUUUUGCGCCCAGGUUAGAGCGCGCACUUUGAAAUAAACUAAAACAAAUUAUAAUAAACAGUUCUCAACUUUCUAUCAACAAAUAAUGAAUAAUGAUGUAUAAAAAAUUAUUUUCGGUCUACUCUACAACAUUCACUGUCUCAUCUACCAGUUGAUGAUGAAGUCCAUCUUAUUCCGUGCAUCCGGUUUUGAAAUUCGCUACGAAACUUGGCCAUUUUACAAUUUCAUGUAUUUUAGUCCCUGUGUGGACUCAACAAGCUUUCCAAUUCACUGGCCACUUUGGACAAAACGUCGUUUACCUCGAAAUGAAGGAAUUAUCCCAAGACUCAAUAGAGGAAAGAUAUGAAAUGCUUAAGAACUUGUGCAAACAACAGAUCGUGGUAAGUGUGUUUGUCUUUUGGUUUCUUACAUGUCUAAAGAUAAAUGAGACUCUGAAAUCCGAAAUCACUAAGUUAAACAAUAUUAUCCGCAUAGUUUCUAGUGAGAAAGAUUUACUACUGGAUGAAUUGAUCAAUAAUCAUUCUACUUGUCGGAACGCUGUCAGAGACGACUCCAAACCUUUUCAAAAAUCGGUUAUCUCUGCCGGCAAUAAACGUCCUGUGAAUUUUUCCGAGAAUUGUCAGGAUCUAAAAAAAAUAAAGAAUGACCCGCAUGUCGCUGAUCAUAACGAAAAUGCGGGUUUCCACGGUGACCCAACCAGUUUAUUAGCUUUGAAUUCAAUCUCAGCACAAGAAAAUGAAGAUCGUUGGAUUUCGCAUGACCAAAUAGAGACGAACCACAGUCAUCCGUCUGGUCAUUCAUCUCUUAUAUCUACUAAACCCAGGUUACAAUACCAAAUCCCUUCAGUUCAUUCAAAGACAACCAUUUCCGCUACUCCUAGUGGCGAUAAUGAUACCUCAUCACGGCUGCUAAGUUCUUCUGGAAAUACUUUGAAAUCGAGCCUGAGUAAUCCAGGAUCGCCGCCUACAAUCACUUCAAAUACUCAUUUAGUCACACCAGUUGCUGCUAGUUCCAAUAAUUUACCUACUACCCAGCGACCAAACAGAAGUGGUUCUCUUGUAACUAACUCGUCAGUAUGUCCUUCAAAUCCAUCGAUUCCUUAUGUAUCAUUCGCAUCCCAACGAGCACCUAUUGGUUCCCACUCAAAAUAUGUAUCUGUAACAAACCGUCCCCUAAAAGUUGUUAGUCCUGGGACUGUAAAUAAUACAGCUAGUAACAUUUUAAAGUCUGUGACUUCGCCUACUAUAUCCCCUGGAAUUCGAUUGUCGAGUAGUCAACCAACAAACCAGCGUAUUUUAAUUCAACCAAGCAACUGUAACGCUCGUUCGGUUGUCUUUCCUCGACAACAAUCUCAUGCAAAUGAUUCUUGCGAAUUUGGGUACGCAGAGAGAUGAAUGGCUUAUUUAACAAGUAUCAUUAUGUAUAUUUGAAACUAAUUAUUUCAUGUGAUUGUUGGUAUUAUUAUUAUCAUGUUGGUAUAAAGUGAACCAUAACCAUAAUUGUACAGUCUCAUAAAUAUUUAUUUGUCAAUUCAUACGUAAAUAUAUUUCACCCUAUU
This is a messenger RNA of Schistosoma bovis, 1560 nucleotides long. NCBI's taxonomy places the organism in Eukaryota, Metazoa, Platyhelminthes, Trematoda, Strigeidida, Schistosomatidae. The record is from the annotation of a GenBank genome assembly.